Messenger RNA from Globicephala melas (long-finned pilot whale), 1652 nucleotides. Lineage: Eukaryota; Metazoa; Chordata; Mammalia; Artiodactyla; Delphinidae. The record is from RefSeq and is a predicted model, not a curated record.
AGGGACAGUAGCCUUGCCUGGCUACUGCAGCACUAGGGUGUCAGUUGGUCCCGCCCAGAACACUUCAUUUCUGCCCUGCAAGGAUAUAUUUAAUAACUGAUUGUUGUGUCCCUUUAAUACAAGAAAAUGGAAACUGAACAGCCAGAGGAAACCUUUCCCAACACCGGAACCAAUGGCGAAUUUGGUAAACGCCCUGCUGAAGAUAUGGAAGAUGAACAAGCUUUUAAAAGAUCUAGAAACACUGAUGAGAGGGUUGAAUUACGCAUUCUGCUUCAGAGCAAGAAUCCUGGGGAAGUGAUUGGAAAAGGAGGCAAGAAUAUUAAGGCUCUCCGUACAGACUACAAUGCCAGUGUUUCAGUCCCAGACAGCACUGGCCCCAAGUGCAUAUUGAGUAUCAGUGCUGAUAUUGAAACAAUUGGAGAAAUUCUGAAGAAAAUCAUCCCUACCUUGGAAGAGGGCCUGCAGUUGCCAUCACCCACUGCAACCAGCCAGCUCCCGCUCGAAUCUGAUGCUGUGUAAUGCUUAAAUUACCAACACUAUAAAGGAAGUGACUUUGACUGCGAAUUGAGACUGUUGAUCCAUCAGAGUCUGGCUGGAGGAAUUAUUGAGGUCAAAGGUGCUAAAAUCAAAGAACUUCGAGAGAACACUCAGACAACAAUCAAGCUUUUCCAGGAAUGUUGUCCUCAUUCCACUGACAGAGUCGUUCUUAUUGGAGGAAAACCUGAUAUGGUUGUAGAGUGCAUAAAGAUCAUCCUUGAUCUUAUAUCAGAGUCUCCCAUCAAAGGACGUGCUCAGCCUUAUGAUCCCAAUUUUUACAAUGAAACCUAUGAUUAUGAUGGUUUUACAAUGAUGUUUGAUGACCGCUGUGGAUGUCCCGUGGGUUUCCCAUGGGGAAAAGGUGGUUUUGACAGAAUACCUCCUGGUCAGUGUGGGCAUCCCAUGCCUCCAUCCAGAAGAGAUGAUGAUGAUAGGAGCCCUCGCCGAGGACCUCCUCCACCUCCUCCUGGACGAGGGGGCCCAGGUGGUGGCAGAGCUCAGAAUCUUCUUCUUCCUCCACCACCACCACCUGGAGAAGGAGAUCUAAUGGCCUAUGACAGAAGAGGGAGACCUGGAGACCGUUAUGAUGGCGUGGUUGGUUUCAGUGCUGAUGAAACCUGGGACUCUGCAGUAGAUACAUGGAGCCCGUCAGAGUGGCAGAUGGCUUAUGAACCACAAGGUGGCUCUGGAUGUGAUUAUUCCUAUGCUGGGGGUCGUGGCUCAUAUGGUGAUCUUGGUGGACCUAUUAUAACUACACAAGUAACUGUUCCCAAAGAUCUGGCUGGAUCUGUUAUUGGCAAAGGUAGUCAGUGGAUUAAACAAACCCAUCAUGAGUCAGGAGCUUCGAUCAAAAUUGAUGAGCCUUUAGAAGCGUCCGAAGAUCAGAUCAUUACCAUUACAGGAACACGGGACCAGAUACAGAAUGCACAGUAUUUGCUGCAGAACAGUGUGAAGCAGUAUUCUGGAAAGUUUUUCUAAGAUUAGUGAAGAACUGAAGGAGUCCUGCAUCUUUUUUUUUAUCUGCUUUUGUUUAAAAAGCCAACAUUCCUCUGCUUCAUAGGUGUUCUGCAUUUGAGGUGUAGUGAAAUCUUUGCUGUUCACCAGAUGUAAUGUUU